UCUUAGACCACGUCCAACGUUCAAUACCCAGCACCAAGCACACUGCCAGCACACAGGACAAUUGAACUAUAUUCUAGAAAUUAAGCUAAUAAUCAUAAUUCAAAAAGUUUCGCAAUGCUCCUGCACAACCUCCGCAACAAAACGUGAAUGCUUCGCUAUAUCCUUGGUCGCAGCGACGCUUAAUACUGAACACGGGCACGCCCAGCCCUUUCCCUAGAUAUGGAGCAGCCGUCAACUCUGUUUCUUCUAAGGAGGGAGAUAUCUACGUCAUGGGUGGUUUAAUCAAUAGUUCAACUGUCAAGGGUGAUCUAUGGAUGAUCGAGGCCGGAGGAAAUAUGUCGUGCUAUCCACUCGUCACUGUUUCUGAAGGCCCCGGACCAAGAGUUGGACAUUCCUCUCUCCUAGUAGGCAAUGCGUUCAUCGUAUAUGGUGGUGAUACCAAAAUCGACGAGACUGAUGUUCUAGACGAAACUUUGUACCUCCUCAAUACUUCCACGCGGCAAUGGUCAAGAGCUCUGCCGGCCGGUCCAAGGCCGUCAGGUCGCUAUGGGCACUCUUUGAACAUUAUCGGGUCGAAGAUUUACAUCUUUGGUGGUCAGGUGGAAGGGUAUUUUAUGAACGACCUGGCCGCUUUUGAUCUCAAUCAGUUGCAAAUGCCCAAUAACAGAUGGGAAAUCCUCAGCGAGAACAUUGAACCCGGAGGAGCAAUGCAAGGUAAAGUACCGCCUGCUAGGACCAACCAUUCUAUGGUUACCUUCAAUGAUAAGAUGUACCUAUUUGGCGGCACCAACGGCUUCCAAUGGUUUAAUGAUGUAUGGUGUUACGAACCGGCAGUCAACAAAUGGUCCCAAUUAGAUUCUAUCGGAUACAUUCCCGUUCCGAGAGAAGGUCAUGCUGCUUCGCUUGUAGACGACGUUAUGUAUGUUUUUGGUGGUCGUACCGAAGAAGGGGCUGACUUGGGUGAUUUGGCCGCGUUCCGGAUCCCCUCUCGCCGUUGGUAUACCUUCCAGAACAUGGGUCCGUCUCCUUCUCCGCGGUCUGGCCAUAGUAUGACAUCCGUGGGAAAAUCAGUCGUCGUUGUUGGAGGGGAGCCUAGUUCGACCACCAACCAGGUGAAUGAUUUGGGGAUCGUCUAUGUUUUGGACACCACCAAGAUUCGAUAUCCCAACGAUGCACAGAUCCAGUCAAAUACUCAGAAAGUACAGCAGGCAAGGCGGCCGAGUGGCGGUGAAGUCCCUGCUAUCGGCGGUAGACAAGCUCCAUCCCGUGAGGGCUCUGCUGGACCGGAUCCGAAACGCGUGGCUAGCCCUAAUAGUCCAACAAACAGUACCGGUAAAGGUAUUAUGGGUAUAGACAUCAAUGGCCCCCCUCCAAUCAGCAAUGGAAUGUCGAAACUUCCAAGAGCUGCGGGAACCUCUACUCCCUCAGGACCUCCACCGCAAGGCCAGCUUCCCAAGCCUAAUAUCGAUACAAAUGCGGCUAGCCGUCGCACAAGAAAUACAUCUAUCGAGCGGAUAGAGAGGGAAGCUGUUGGUGCUGCAUCAUCUGGCAUCAACAGCCAAAACCAGUCCCCGAUAUCGCGGGAACCGAUUAAAGAAGAGGUUCCGGCCACGAACGGAAGGCGAACGCCUAAUCAACAAACCGCUAGAAGUGCUUCUAGAUCUGAGAAUCUAGCAAGGGAUGAGCCCAAACCCAAGCAGUCGCGCCAAACCCGCGGCCAGGGUUCUGUCGACAGCAAUACGGAGCCAACCCUCAAGAACAUAGCAGUCCGCCCAUCCUCUCCACCUCCACCGACAAGGCAGCCCAGUAAUCCUUUAUCAAGGAAAGGUUCGAAUAGAAAUUCGCAGACUGUUGCCCUCUUGAAGGAACUCGAUGCCUCCCGAAACCGGAAUGCAUGGUAUGCUUCAGAGCUAGAGUUGGCUCGCAAAGCCGGGUAUAUGUCUAAUGCAACCCUCAGUCCGACUCUAGAGUCUCGGGCAGCAGAGACAUUCGACGAUGAUGACAAGCGGCUAAUCGAAUCGCUAUUGGCUAUGAAACAAGAGUUGGCUAAUGUACAAAGCGCCGUUGAUAAGCAAGCAAUCCUAGCAGCAAAGCAGAUCGCCGAGGUAGAGCGACAGCGUGACGCUGCAGUCCGUGAAGCCGUCUAUGCUAAAGCCAAGAUGGCAGCACAGACUGGAAGUGCCGCUAGCACUCCACAGCUAGACGGGGAGAGGGACAUAGACAACGGUGAUCGUUCUGCUAAUCUCAAUAAGAAGCUUGCGACUGCACUUAAUGUACAGAGAGAUUUGCAAAAUAGCCUCGCUCGAGCGGUAUCAGAACUCGAGGCUGAGAAACGAACCAGGCAAUUAGCAGAUGAAACCCUGAGCGCCACCCACAAGCGGAUAGCUGAAUUGGAGUUGUACAAGCAGCGGACGUCUUCGGAGAUCGAACAACUACGGGCCGAAUUGCAUAUGGUUCAGCGCGAAGCAAGAGAACAAUCAGUUGCUAGCGCUGAGGCACUCGCGUCCUUACAACUUCUACGCGUCGAGAAGGAUGACUUCGAGAGUAAAUACAACGAGGCUGUCGGCAGUUCCAAAGAACAUAAUGAGACUUUAGAAUCUCUUCGAGAGGCCGUAGUAUCAUCAGCGGACAUGCGCGCCCACCUAGAGCGCAAGCUUGACGAGGAACGAUCCCAGCGAACGACAAUUGAAUCCAAGUUUAACAAGCUCAAAGCUGAACAUGAAGCACAUGCUACAGAAUUAGAAUCGACCACCCAGCGACUACGGGAUGCCGAAGAACUCGCUGAGCGACAUGCAGCAGAAGCAAAUACUCAUCGGCAGGCGCUAAUUUCUGGAUUAGAAAAGAUCACUAGAGACCCAAGUAAGGCUAGUCAGGCUAAUUCAGACCGGAUUGUAAUCCUUCAGGGCCAAAUCGAAGCGGCAAAUCUACUCGUUAAGAAGUAUCGACAGGAAGCCGAUAUUGCUUCAGAUAAACUUCGAAGUGCUGAAGAGCGAAUCGCCGGACUUGAGGCAUACCAAGAACAGUCAAGUAGGGAAGGUGUAUCGAUCCGACGACAACUACAAUCUGCCCUGAGAGACACGCAGUCGCUUCAAGCCUUGAACACAGACCUCAGGAAUCAGCUAGCAAACCAGCAACUUGAGGCCAACGCCAUUACCGUCCAGCACAACACCCUCAAGGACAUAUUAGCUGAAAGGGGCAUUAGCCCCACUAGUCUCGCUCGAGUUCGAGGCAUGGGUUCCAGGACCAACUCUCCUGAUCCAUCAAGAGCUGGCGAGCUUGAACGGCAACUUGCACAGGCGGUUGCUGCCCACGAAGAGACCAAACAGACUUUCACUACACAGUUCCAGGAAUCCGAGGCUGCUUAUCGUAACAGAAUAGUCCAGUUGGAGAAUGAUUAUCAAUCAGCUGUUCAUUAUGUUAAGGGCACGGAGAAGAUGCUGAAGAAGAUGAAGCAGGAACUUGCGCAAGCUCAAAGCGAGAACGGCCGCUUAAAGAACGAAAAUCUUGAGCUCGAAGAACGCUCUAUUUCUCAUGACAAUACCGCGCCUGCUGAUUGGGAAGCCGAGCGCUCUUCCCUAGAGAAGAAGAUCGAGAGCCUUCAGGAACAUGUGAAGCAUACCUCUGGACAGCUUGAGCGACAGUUAGUAGAGUUACGGAGUAAGCUGGAUGCUACUCAGCAAGAACGAGACAACACACUCAAGUCCCGCAACGAUGCUGCGGAACGAUUAACGACGAGAGAAAAGGAACUGGAGCAGAUGCAACAAGAGAAUGCCCUACUUGAGAAACGAGUACAGGAAGCCGAACAGAAGGUCAGUUUAUUGUUAGACCAGGUAGAGACCUCGGUCGAUAACUACCGAAGACGCAGUCGCAUGAGCACAGAUCAGAUGAUCACCGCCACCAACACUAGCAUCAACACUCCGAGUGCAAAUGGCGGCGGCUUGGGCCACAUCAGACAAGAAAGUUCUGAAGCGGAAAGUACAUACGGCGGCUUUGACAAUGCUAGAAACAGCACAGCCCUUGACAAUCUAGCUAAUGAACUUGAAUUCCUACGAACACACUGGGAAACGACGAACAAGAAUUAUAGACUCUCGAAUACCUUCGACUUCGAAGGAAUAGGCACCAAAAGGGAAGACGACGGAGUCGGACUUGGCCUUAGCGAGAGUCUAGCUGACUGGAGGAAACGACUCGACACGGAAGAGAACGAAAAGAUAGGUACGGCCAAGAGUAAUCAUGCCUCGUGAUUACUCGGGACGUAAACAGAUUCCCCAUCGUUGUCAUUUUCCUCCAACAAAACAUUUGUACAUUCUGCGUGUGAUUCCUGUAACGGCACCGAUGUAUUAACGCAUACCCAAUUACUUAUGAUUCCAUCCUUUCGAUUCGACCAUGUCCUUAUACACAAUCUUGGGACAACAUCCUCCUUGGAGCCUUAUUAUCAUCCUGGCUCGUGGGUUUACCUACUGGCGUUCUCUUUAACCUUCAUGACACCCUUGUUUUUGUAAUUUCCUUAUGUUUUCUGCAUCGGAGGCGGAAUGAACUGUAACCCCCACGCAAGCUCAGCCUAUUCGUUGACAUAUGGAGGCCUGUUCCGAAGAUAUGACCGAACGCGAUGCGCCUUACGGAGUUGGUUUGGUUUGGGAAUAUCAUUCCUAGUAGUUCAAGAAAACGGAUGGGAACGUCUUGUCAGACUUUUGAUCGGUGGACCGCGCAGAAUGAUCAGGAAACUUAACCUCCUAAAGCUAAUGUACAUUACCGCCACCACCGCUGACCGGUGCCCGGGCUGGCAAUUUGGGAGGAAUUAAAAAAUGAUACCUGGGAGAGGAGGCUGCUCGUGCCCUGCGGUGUAGGCGUACACGGCCCCUCUCCUUAGAACAUGACGAUCUUGCGAUAGUUGUGGGAAUAGUUCAAUCUUGAUGAGGCUUUUUAGCUUUUCGACACCUUGUUUGAUGAUGAAUGCUGUGACUUGGAG
Molecule: messenger RNA, 4966 nt
Organism: Annulohypoxylon maeteangense
Lineage: Eukaryota; Fungi; Ascomycota; Sordariomycetes; Xylariales; Hypoxylaceae
Exons: 3
Coding region: 270-4241 (1323 amino acids)
Biological process (GO): regulation of cell shape
Molecular function (GO): protein binding
Source: RefSeq, a predicted model, not a curated record